This is a messenger RNA of Carlito syrichta (Philippine tarsier), 1088 nucleotides long. RefSeq names its product olfactory receptor 6B2. Gene Ontology annotation, cellular component: membrane. The transcript has a single exon. Bases 17 to 988 code for a protein of 323 amino acids. NCBI's taxonomy places the organism in Eukaryota, Metazoa, Chordata, Mammalia, Primates, Tarsiidae. Gene Ontology annotation, molecular function: G protein-coupled receptor activity; olfactory receptor activity. Gene Ontology annotation, biological process: G protein-coupled receptor signaling pathway. The record is from RefSeq and is a predicted model, not a curated record.
UUGCUCUUGCUUUUUGAUGUUCUGCAGGCCCGCAACUCCCAAGCACGGGAUGAGGGGGGAGAAUGCCACCAAGGUCAGCAUGUUCCUCCUGGUGGGCUUCCCCACGGCCCCUGGGCUGCAGUAUGUGCUCUUCCUCCUCUUUCUGCUCACCUACCUCUUUGUGCUGGUGGAGAACCUGACCAUCAUCCUCACCGUCUGGAGCAGCACCUCUCUCCACAGGCCCAUGUAUUACUUCCUGAGCUCCAUGUCUUUCUUGGAGAUCUGGUAUGUGUCUGACAUCAUCCCCAAGAUGCUGGACAGCUUCCUCCUCCAGCGGAAACGCAUCUCUUUUGUUGGGUGCAUGACUCAGCUCUACUUCUUCAGUUCCCUGGUAUGCACUGAGUGUGUGCUCCUGGCCUCCAUGGCCUAUGACCGCUAUGUGGCCAUCUGCCACCCACUGCGCUACCAUGUCAUCAUGACCACAGGACUAUGUGUCCAGCUGGUGGGAUUCUCCUUUGUGAGUGGCUUCACCAUCUCCAUGAUCAAAGUCUAUUUUAUCUCCAGUGCCACAUUCUGUGGCUCCAACAUCUUGAACCACUUCUUCUGUGACAUUUCCCCCAUCCUCAAGCUGGCCUGCACAGACUUCUCCACUGCAGAGCUGGUGGAUUUCAUCCUGGCCUUCAUUAUCCUAGUGUUCCCGCUGCUGGCCACUGUGCUGUCCUAUGGACACAUCACCCUGGCUGUCCUGAGCAUCCCCUCAGCCACUGGUCGCUGGAGAGCCUUCUCCACCUGCACCUCCCACCUCACUGUGGUCACCAUCUUCUACAUGGCCAUGAUCUUCAUGUAUGUCCGACCCCAGGCCAUUGAUUCCUGGAGCUCCAAUAAGCUCAUCUCUGCUGUGUACACUGUCCUCACGCCAAUGAUGAACCCUUUGAUUUAUUGCCUGAGGAACAAAGAAUUUAACGAUGCCGUAAAAAGGGCCUUGGGCUUGGGUCAAGCUUCACAGUAGAAUAAUGAAGAGUCCUAGAAUAUAAUUUGUGUUGAUAAAACAACAUUGUAUAUGGCAUUUUGUGCUUUUUAAUUUUUAAAUGAAAUUAAACAUAUCUACA